AUGCUAGGCAGUGCUCCGGGGCUUUCCGGUCGGUGGGAGAGGCUGGAGCCGCGGCCGCGCGCUAGGAUGCUGCGCCAGGUGUUGCACGCGGGCCUGAGGACUUCCUUCCACGCGCUCGGCCGGUUCGUUGCGAGCCACCCGGUGUUCUUCGCCUCGGCGCCCGUGCUGAUCUCCAUCCUGCUGGGUGCCAGCUUCAGCCGGUACCGGGUGGAGGAGGAUGUGGAGAGUCUGCUUGCUCCCAAGCACAGUUUGGCUAAGAUAGAAGGGAACCUGGUUGACAGCCUCUUCCCCGUGAACCGCUCCAAGCACGCGCUCUACUCAGACCUGCAAACACCCGGCCGCUACGGGCGCGUGAUAGUCACCACACGAAAGGGGAGCGUGCUGGACCCGGUUCAUCUGGACACUAUACUAAAGCUCCACAAACGAAUCUACCAGAUGCAGGUGACGGUCCCGGCCACAGGUGUCAACAGCUUCAACUACUCCUUCUCCUACCUCUGUCUCCCAGACGACAAGAACGUGUGCAUCAUCGAUGACAUCAUCCGUGCCAUGGAGGAGAUCCAAUCAGCUCGCGUCUCCAACAGCACCAUCCCAAUAUUGCGCUACCCGAUCACGCAGCUGGCAGACGGGAGGCAGGCAUACAUUGGCCACCAGCUGGGUGGGGUGCAGGGCUGGGGUCCCAGUGGGGGGGUGCGUGGUCAGGGGAGUGGAGCCAAGGGAGAAGGUGUACGUUCUGCAAGGGCGUUGCAGCUCACCUACUACCUCCAAGCCCGCGGCGGCCUAAUGGACCGGGUGGCCAGCCAAUGGGAAAAUGCCUUCUGUGCUGAGUUACAGCAUUUUGCAGCAUUGCACCCUAAACUGGGGUUGCACCCUUCUACUUCCUCUUCUCUGAGGACAGACUUCCAGUUCUCCUCGGUGCUGGCACACCGCCCCCUGUUGGCUAGCUUGGGGGCGUGUGGUGUGCUCGCCAUGCUCUGCUGCACCAUGAGGGACUGUGUGAGGUCCAAACCCUGGUUGGGACUGCUCGCUCUGCUGUCGAUCACUCUGUCGGGCCUCACUGCUGCUGGGAUACUCAACCUGACUGGGACCACCUACAACUCUACUUACCUGGGCAUCCCUUUCGUCAUGCUUGGUCAUGGCCUCUUCGGCUCUUUCGAGAUGCUGUCGUCAUGGAGGCGAACUCGGGAGGACCAGCACGUAAAGGAGCGCGUGGCGAGUGUCUUUGAGGACGUCAUGCUGCGUUUCUCCGGCUCCACCAUGCUCCAUCUGAUGACCCUGGGUCUGGCCGCCUCGCCGCUCACCAACAUGGAGGCUGUCCGGCUAUUCUGCCGCACCGCCACAUUGGCUGUCACCAUCAGCUACAUUUACAUGCUGUCCUUCUACAGUUCCUGCCUGGUGUUCACUGGGUACCUAGAGACUGGGUACAGACAUGGCUGCUUCUGUCGGCGAGUCCCCAAACCGGAGCGCCUGGACUCUAAGCCAGCCUGGUACAGGUGUCUAAUGUACACUCGCUAUCAGGAUGAGGCCCAGACAACCAACCCACCACCCAUCGGGGUCGGCAACAAUCACUCUCACACGCCAAACUCUAACCUAACUCACACUCAUGCACACCCACACCCACACCCACACCCACACCCACACCCACACCCACACCCACACCCACACACGGCAAACAACCCUGCCGCGCAUGGGCUUGGUCAUGUGGCUAACUCCACGCACACGCAUCCGCACACACAUUCCACAGCUCACAUGGACCCUAAUCCUCAGGACUCUCACCUUUUGCUGGGAUGUGUGAGGCGUUGCUAUGGAGACUGGAUCACUAACACCUAUGUCAAACCCUUUGUGGUUCUGCUGUAUCUGGUUUACAUCUCCUUUGGAUUGAUGGGUUUCCUGCAGGUGUCCCAGGGUUCAGACCCCAGUGCACUGGUUGCCAUGGAUACAGCAACAGUAUUGUACACCCGUGCCCAGCAGCGUUACUUCAGCUCAUACUCCCCUGUCAUUGGAUUUUACAUCUAUGAAAGCGCCCCCUACUGGAAUGCCUCAGUUCAACGGGACCUGCUGGAAUACGCCAAAGGCUUCCAGCGAAUCAGCUGGCUCGAAGCAUACCUGAACUACCUGUCAGAUAACAACCAGUCCACCAGCCAGCCGCGGGAAAACUUCACCCACACGCUCCGUCACUCUUUUCUACGCGAGCCGCAAUUUGCCCACUUUGCUGAUGACAUCAUAUUUGCGGAGCGUGGUCAAGGUGAGGAGCCAGAUGUGGCGGCGUCGCGAAUCUUCCUGGUGGCCAAGACAACGGAGAACAAGCGGGAAGAGAUGUCAGUACUGCUGGACACGCUGCGGCGCUUGUCGCUGACCUCGCGUGUCCGCUUCCUAAUCUUCAACCCCUCUUUCGUCUACCUGGACCGCUACGCUGCAGCGGUCAGCUCCCCCCUCAGACACUCACUGCUGGCGGUGCUCUUCCUGUUGGGUCUUUCCUCUCUGGCUGUAGUCGAGCCUUUAGUAUCCGUGUGGCUUGGCCUCACCCUGCUCUCGGUUCAGUUCGGGGUGCUGGGCUUCAUGACCUUAUGGGGUGUGGAGCUGGACUGCAUGUCUGUGUUGUGUCUGAUCUCUGCCUUGGGACAUUCUGCAGACUGCAGUGGCCCCCUCCUCUGCGGUUUCGCCUCAGGUCGAGGUGACAGCAGGACUCGCUGGGUAAGAGUGGCCCUGGAGAGACACGGGGUCCCCUCUCUACAGACGCUUAUCUGCUACAGCGCCGCCCUGGUGCCUGUCGGGGCAGUACGCUCCAACCUCACACACACACUGUUUCGCUGCCUCACCCUGACGGCCGGCUGCUCGGCCCUUCACACGCUUGCAUUCCUGCCGACCCUUCUCACUUUCCUGCCUCCCUCCAAGACCCGGGGAAACCGACCUGAAGGAGACGGCCAGAGACAGGAGGUGGAGUGCGUUGAAAUGAACGACAGCACUCGUGUGGUUGACCAAAUCACCACUGUAUGAGCAUGAGAUGAGGGGCUCUUGGUUGCCCUGGUGACUGCCAGCUGGGAAUUGGUUCCAUGUAAUCGGAGCAGCUGCUAUUCACGCUGAAGACAAGAAUGCCAAUACGUGUGAAACAAGGAGGAAAAAGAAGGUGUCACUAAGAAAAAAAAUUGAGGUAGAGAGUCUAGAGGGAACAGUAAAGGAGAGUCUAGUGGCAACUGAAGAAAACGAGAGUCAAAUGCAGUGUAUCCAUGGUUACCUGCUUGUUUUCUAGUGCUGCGUGGCAUGUUAAUGAGCUCUUUUCCAAACAGCCAAUCAGAUGUUGAGGCUCAGGUGAGGUCAGGUCUGGCUGUGACAUUAUCACAGAGGAGCAACCACAAUUUUCACGUGUCCAAAAGUUGCUUUAGAUCUGAUCACACUGUUUGGCUUCUGCUAUCUGUGUUCACCAUAUCAGUUCCAUAGCUGCAACAACAUGAGGCUAUCAUCUGUAUGACUCGAGUAUUUCUACUUUAAUG
Molecule: messenger RNA, 3488 nt
Organism: Eleginops maclovinus (Patagonian blennie)
Lineage: Eukaryota; Metazoa; Chordata; Actinopteri; Perciformes; Eleginopidae
Gene: ptchd1
Product: patched domain containing 1
Exons: 4
Coding region: 1-2994 (997 amino acids)
Biological process (GO): cognition; chemical synaptic transmission
Cellular component (GO): synapse; plasma membrane
Source: RefSeq, a predicted model, not a curated record